This is a messenger RNA of Oncorhynchus keta (chum salmon), 4893 nucleotides long. RefSeq names its product serine/threonine-protein kinase MARK1-like. Gene Ontology annotation, molecular function: tau-protein kinase activity; protein serine/threonine kinase activity; ATP binding. Gene Ontology annotation, biological process: intracellular signal transduction; microtubule cytoskeleton organization; protein phosphorylation. The transcript is spliced from 20 exons. Gene Ontology annotation, cellular component: cytoplasm. The coding region runs from base 568 to 2970 and encodes 800 amino acids. The record is from RefSeq and is a predicted model, not a curated record. Lineage: Eukaryota; Metazoa; Chordata; Actinopteri; Salmoniformes; Salmonidae.
AAAAAAUCACUCCCUUUGAUUCAUGUUACUCGAUCUCUCUCUCGCCACCUGGCGUUGCUACUGUCAUGUUCUUUCCUCUUACAGCGUUGCGAAGGAAUAUAUAUUUUUGGCUUGCAUGUGUUCUAUAAAAUAUAUUCCAAGAACAUUGGUUGUACACGCGUUGGCUAUCCUGCAUGAAUCCUAGUCUUUUGGGAGGGAGAAUGAAGGUCGCUCCUGUGUAGGGUGUUCCUUUUACUACUAUUCCCCCAUCUCGCGUUCCUAGUGUGUGUCAGCCCAUCUAGCAGGGUGGAUCAAUGCUGGAUUCUCUGCUUCAUACAAACUCCUAUCCGUUCUCUCGGCCCGCUACACUCGCUUGCCUCGUACCCGGGGGCGCAUCUAUCAGCAUAGAUAGCCCUGCGCUGGCUCCAAGCGGGCCUUGAAGUAGAUAUGCUGUAGUUUGGAAUACUGCGGUUUGGACGGUCGGGUUGGAAAUGCCGGUGGUGUAAAAAAAAGUCCAAUUAAUAUUUCCCUCGUCGCACUGUUCUCGGCGGCUGCCAAGCUCGGUGCUUAGCGGCCUGUACACACAAAAUGUCGACCAGAACGCCAUUGCCCACUGUGAAUGAGCGUGAUACAGAGAAUCACACUUCUGUGGAGGGCUACCAGGAGCCCCCGGGCCCGCCGGCUAAGUCGGGGAGUCGGCACAGCCUGCCGAGAUGUCGGAACUCUGUGGCGUCCACGACAGAGGAGCAGCCACACAUCGGGAACUACCGGUUGCUCAAGACCAUUGGCAAGGGGAACUUUGCCAAAGUCAAGCUGGCCCGGCAUAUACUCACAGGACGAGAGGUUGCCGUGAAGAUAAUAGACAAAACGCAGUUGAACCCCACUAGUCUACAGAAGUUUCGCAUCUUGCAUUCUAAGCAGCUCUUUCGUGAAGUCAGGAUCAUGAAGAUCUUGAAUCACCCCAAUAUUGUUAAAUUGUUUGAAGUCAUUGAGACUGAGAAGACACUUUAUUUGAUAAUGGAGUACGCCAGUGGUGGUGAGGUAUUUGACUACUUAGUUGCACAUGGAAGGAUGAAGGAAAAGGAGGCUCGGGCCAAGUUUCGCCAGAUUGUCUCUGCAGUGCAGUAUUGCCAUCAGAAGAGGAUCGUCCACCGGGAUCUCAAGGCUGAGAACCUACUCCUGGACGCAGACAUGAACAUCAAGAUUGCAGACUUCGGCUUUAGCAACGAGUUUACCCUGGGCAGUAAGCUGGACACGUUCUGCGGCUCCCCGCCCUACGCCGCCCCGGAGCUGUUCCAGGGGAAGAAGUAUGACGGGCCCGAGGUGGACGUCUGGAGCCUGGGGGUCAUACUGUACACGCUUGUCAGCGGUUCACUGCCCUUUGACGGACAGAAUCUGAAGGAGCUGAGAGAACGCGUGCUGAGAGGGAAGUAUCGUAUUCCUUUCUACAUGUCUACAGACUGUGAAAACCUGCUGAAGAAACUAUUGGUGCUCAACCCUGGCAAACGGAGCAGUCUGGAGCAAAUCAUGAGAGACCGCUGGAUGAACGUGGGCCAUGAGGAGGAGGAGCUGAAGCCCCAUCAGGAACCGGAACCGGACUGGAACGACACCAAACGGAUAGAACUGAUGAUAACCAUGGGCUUCCCAAAAGAGGACAUCACAGAUGCGUUAACGGGACAGAAGUACGACGAGACCAUGGCCACUUACCUCCUUUUGGGCAGGAAACCAGCCGAGUUUGAGGGGAGCGAGUCGCUGUCCAAUAGCAACCUGUGUCAAAGGUCACGGCCCAGCAGCGAGGCCAACAACAGUUCCAGCCAAUCGCCAGCCCACUCCAAGGUCACACGCAGCAUAUCGGCCAACCAGAAGCAGCGGCGCUUCAGUGACCAUGUGGCGCCCUCUAUCCCCCCAUCUAUGUCCUACACCAAGCGGACGCAGGCCAACAGCGUGGAGAGCGACAAGGGCGAUGCCGCCCACAAGCUUGGCACGGCCGGUUCCAAGGCCGACGUGCCCACCUCGCCGCUGGUGGCGCAGGAGAGGAAGAAGUCAUCCACCGCCUCAGGGAACAGUAACGCUAUGACCAGGAGGAACACGUAUGUGUGUGAGCGGUCGAGCACAGAUCACUACACGGCGAUUCCCAAUGGCAAGGACUGCAGUCUGACUGAGAUGUCAGGCUCGGCCAGUGGCUCCUCACCAUCGCCAGGGGCAACCUCAGCUGUCCCUUCCACUCGUCCGCGUCACGUCAAGUCCAUGUCGGCAUCGGGCCACCCAAUCAAGUCCCCACUGCCUCCCAUAGACGACAACGCGGAGUACAAGGGCCCCCCCACGGCCUCGCCGUCGGCACACAGCAUCAGCAGCAGCACGGCCGCCACGCCGCCCGACCGCACGCGCUUCCCCCGCGGCUCCUCUAGCCGCUCCACCUUCCACGGUGCCCAACUUCGCGACCGCCGCUCGGCCACCUACAACGGUCCACCCGCCUCUCCCACGCUCUCCCAUGACACGGGGGCUCUGUCCCAGGCGCGCAGGGGCACCUCCACAGGCAUCAUCAGCAAGAUCACCUCCAAGUUUGUCCGCAGAACUAUGUCUUUCAGGGCUGGCCGGAGGGCCACGGUUGAAGGAGAGGCCAGUGGCAGUACAGACCCCCCAAGGAGCGCAUCAGGGGAACCCAAGGAGGACGGUUCCCGGGACUCCAAACCCCGUUCACUGCGCUUCACCUGGAGCAUGAAGACCACCUCGUCCAUGGAGCCCGGCGACAUGAUGCGCGAGAUCCGGAAGGUCCUGGACGCAAACAACUGCGACUACGAGCAGCGCGAGCGCUUCAUGCUCUUCUGCGUGCACGGCGACGCCCGCCAGGACAGCCUGGUCCAAUGGGAGAUGGAGGUUUGCAAGCUGCCACGCCUCUCACUCAACGGUGUGCGCUUCAAGCGGAUCUCAGGCACGUCCAUCGCCUUCAAGAAUAUCGCGUCCAAAGUGGCUAACGAGCUCAAGCUGUGAAAAGUGACUUUUGGGAAGACUAAACAAACUAAAGAGAAUUAACAUAUGACAUUGUAAAUGGAGGGGGCAGAGGACAUAAUCCUGGUGUUCCUUGAGUUUGCGGGCGCCCCAAGUGUCGGGCCCAAGAGAGUUUACUGCUAUUCGAGGCUACUGCCGUAUUGCUUGGUUGAAACGACACAUAGAGAAAAUAUACUUCCAUUUUCCCUCCCCAAGGCAAACUCCUGUAUUCCAAAAUUGUUGUUAAUAACGAGAGGUGAGAACUGACCAUUGCAAUAAUAUGAAAACAUUUGUAUCAAUGGGCCGCAAAAUUUCAAUUCCAUUGCUAAACUACCAUUAAAGGGGGUUGGAAGAACAGACUGCAAAGCUACUUUUUCCACAUGUACAGUAAAAUAGAGAAUGUUUUGAGUUGUAUUGUUCAUAGAGUUGUAUAAAACAGGACUCUUCAGCAUAAUGUCUGCAGGUAUUGUAUAGUCUUGAGUUUCUGUACAGAAAGUGUGUUUAAAUGUGUCAUACUGUGUUUUUUUUUCUUUUCAUUUGGAGUUCUCUUUCCUUCUAUUGUUGACAUUUGUAGAUUGUUUGCCUCCACUGAAGUUUAAUGUUUAGGGAAAAGAAGAAAAAAAAAACAUUUUUUAUUCUCACAAGGAAAAGAAAAAACAAGCUUAUUUUUUACUUUUCACAGACAAUAGGUUCCUUUCCCAAUAAAGGAGGGAUCAAAUGGUGUGAUCUGUGUUGAAAAGCAAAACUCUACACAUCCCAAAGCCCUAAUCAAAUCAUUCCUCCUGUAAUGCACUAUUUUGGCCAUUCUCACAAUCCUCCUUCAAGUAGCGUAGCUGAAUGAUGACGUUAGCACUGCAGUUUAAAAUGUUCUGUUUAUUGCAUAGAAUUGACAUAAGGGAUCUUAUGUUGUGUCCUUUUAUUACCUUUGAGAACCCAAAUAUACAGCGUAGAUUGACAGGACCACACAUUUUUCAGUUGCACUCAAUUUACUCUGCCCAAAGGUUGAAAGGUUCACGCAAAGUGAUGCCCAAGCAGUUUGACCUCACUAGUGACUAUAUCUCUGUUUCUCAUACUCCUUUCUGAACUGCAGUUAAUUGAUAGCUACUGUGCGACACCUGUCUGACUUGUUUUGUGCUCAAUUUUAUUUUCUUGCUAAAAUAUAUUGUAUUUAUUCCACCACAUUAUGCCUUUUUAAUGUGCUGCUUGGUAUUUCUGAGGCAUUCACCUGUACGAGAAGAAAAAUAGUAUAGAACUAGUUUCACAUAUGUUUUUAUUUGAGGUUUUUCCCCUUUGUAAUUAGUGAUUGCGAUGAGUAUGUACAAUAACCACUAGUGCUGGUACGUUUCUACUCGUUAUUUUGUAUGAAAAGUAAUGAGGGUCAACUGUGCAAUGGUAUUCCAUGUUGUAUUACUGUAAAGAUGAGAGAUGGGCCUAUAGACCGCACCCUUUAACACAACAAAGAGAGUGGAAACAGAAUCCAGACAUUUUUAUUUCCUCAUUUCAAAAGGCACAAUAGAAGGAAAAAAGCAAAGGCGAGUGGUCAACAAAAAGAAAUCAAUGAAAACAAGGUUAAAAGCUGUGAGCCCUUCUGGAAGCUGAGCGAGACAUCUCCACCGCUGACUUUCUGUGGCAUUAUGGGAGCAGGGGGGGUUGGAGGGGGUACUGCACAUGGAAGAAAAAUGCAUAUUCCUAAUUGUUAACGGUACAACUUCCAGAGAGGAUGUCUAUUGUGUUGCCUUAGCAGAUCAAGUGUAGAGGAGAAGCAGCAAGUGUUAAAGAAAUAUAAACGAUUAUGCCUCGCCCCUUUCAUCUCCAUUAACCCCUCCCCCCACAUAAACCCCUCCUACCACAACAUACAUGCGAGGAAAGCUCGAGUCAUCCAGAUUCAGUCUCUCGUGCACAAUAUUAAAGCUUACUUGAAAGGAG